Molecule: messenger RNA, 4567 nt
Organism: Hemiscyllium ocellatum (epaulette shark)
Lineage: Eukaryota; Metazoa; Chordata; Chondrichthyes; Orectolobiformes; Hemiscylliidae
Gene: wdr24
Product: WD repeat domain 24
Exons: 11
Coding region: 583-2940 (785 amino acids)
Biological process (GO): positive regulation of TOR signaling
Molecular function (GO): protein binding
Source: RefSeq, a predicted model, not a curated record
GGUUUCCGGUCGCAUGGCGGCGGGCGGCAGAGGAAUAAAGUCAACAAGAUAUAGCAUCAGAAAGAGAAAUGCUUUUUGCGUAUCAUUUGAAGCUUGGUUUGGACUUCAUCUCUGAACUUCACUCCGUUAACAUAUUUGACUGGAUUAAAAAAUGACAUUGCCUACCUUUAAACUGAAAAGAGUAUGAUUUGACCCAGGAUGAUGUCAGUUAUACCCUUUGCUAGUUGGACAUGGCCAAAGAAGUGUAUUCUAAGGCUGCAAGUUGAGGAUGUUACUGGGGGUGUCUCAAGCUGUAUUAGCUUUCUGAGGCUUUUAACAAAAUUGAUGUGAAUCUUGGGUUCUGCCAAUGUGAGGAGUUUAAUUCAACUUGACCGUGUUUAUGGAACAAUGAUGAUUUGCACACUACAACAUACUGAUGUAUGUUAUUGUCAGAUAAGCUGACUUGUCAAUAAGGACCAAUUUGUCAACAGUUUGAAACGUGGAACUGUGGUUUUCCUGUCAGAUUGGGGAUUCUGACGUAAUUGAGAACGGCAGCUCCCACUUUGUAACUGGCAACGUUGCCUGAAGUUACUAGUGUUUUCGAUGGAGAAGAUGGCACGAGUGACCACAGUCCUGAGUGGCUCAACCAUCACAGGCCGAACUAUGUUCUGCCACCUUGAUGCACCGGCCAACGCCAUUAGCGUAUGUAGGGACGCUGCUCAGGUAGUAGUGGCUGGUCGCAACAUCUUUAAAAUCUACUCCAUAGAAGAGGAACAGUUUGUGGAAAGGGCAAACCUCCGAGUUGGGCGUAAGCUGUCCCUGAAUUUCAGCUGUGCUGACGUGGUGUGGCAUCAGAUGGAUGAUAAUUUACUGGCAACAGCAGCCACAAAUGGAGCUGUCGUCACGUGGAACCUGGGCAAACCAUCUCGCAACAAACAGGAUCAGCUUUUCACCGAGCACAAACGCACUGUCAAUAAGGUCUGCUUCCAUCCAAACGAGGUUAACAUGCUGCUGAGUGGUUCUCAGGAUGGCUACAUGAAGUGCUUCGAUCUUCGGAAGAGGGAAUCUGUGAGCACCUUCUCUGGUCAGUCAGAAAGUGUCCGGGAUGUCCAGUUCAGUAUAAAAGACUAUUUCGCAUUUGCUGCUUCAUUUGAAAAUGGUAAUGUUCAGCUCUGGGACAUAAGACGGCCAGAUAGAUAUGAGCGCAUGUUUACAGCACAUAAUGGACCUGUCUUCUGCUGUGACUGGCACCCAGAUGAUAGAGGAUGGUUAGCAACCGGAGGACGAGAUAAAAUGGUGAAAGUAUGGGACCUGUCAACAACCAGAACCAAAGAGGUCUAUUGUGUCCAGACUAUUGCCUCAGUAGCACGGGUGAAAUGGCGACCAGAAAUGAAGUACCAUCUAGCAACCUGCUCCAUGAUGGUAGAUCACAACAUUUACGUCUGGGAUAUCCGACGCCCGUAUAUCCCAUUUGGAAUGUUUGAGGAGCACAAGGAUGUGACCACAGGAAUUAUAUGGCGUCAUAUUCAUGAUCCUUAUUACCUUCUUUCUGGAUCGAAAGACAGUACUCUGUACCAGCACAUGUUUAAAGAUGCCAGCCGACCUGUUGAUCGUGCCAACCCUGAAGGGCUGUGCUAUGGGCUGUUUGGAGACUUGGCUUUUGCAGGGAAGGAUAGCAUGUUUACCAGUGACUCAAAUCGGAAAACCUACGGAGGCGAGAGACGCUAUCCCAUUUUUUUCUUCAAGAAGCCGGAUUUAUCAGAGCAAUUUGCAAAUGUGUCCAGUUCUCUGAACGUGUUUGAAAUGGAAGGGGGCAGCAACUCCGUGGACUGGUUUGUCAACAUGGCACAACAGUAUAUUCUGACUGGUCGGUCGCUGGCUGAGCUCUGUGAUCAUAAUGCCAAAAUCGCGAAAGAAUUCUAUCGUUAUCAGGUGGCUCAGACGUGGACAAUGUUGAGGAUCGUCUACUCCAACCCAGGUGCUAUCUCAUCAGUCAACUUGAAUCAAAGUAUAGGCAAGAGUGGAGGCUUGCCUCUUAUGAACAGUCUUAAGGAGCUAUCCGUAGCACUUAACAGUGAGCCGAGGUUGGAGCGAGGGAAGGCAGAAAAUUGGCAAGAAAUGAAUCACAUGCAUUCCUCAAACCCUUUGAUCACUGCAAAUGAAGAGAAUGAGGAGACAGAAGGUAGUGAUGUGCCAGCUGAUUACCUGUUUGGGGAUGUGGAAGGAGAUGAAGAUGACCUCUACAUGGUGGACCAUGAAAAUGCGCCUGCAGAGGAACAUGAGUACAUAUUGCCUCAGGAAGCAUUUCAACUGCGUCAUGAAAUUAUAGAUAAUCCUUCUGCUCCAGACCAUCUUCAGGACAAAGUGGAAUCUCCACAUGUCAGUGGGAAUGAAGCGGAGACUGUAUGUUUGACUCCAAUUGAAUCCUUCUCCCUCAUGUCAAUCUCCCAGCCCCUGUAUGAUGCCUAUCUGCCUGCUGACUAUUUUAAUUCUCUUGUGAAAGACAUGCUACAUUACUAUGCAGAACAGGGAGAUGUGCAGAUGGCUGUAUCGGUUCUCAUCGUGCUUGGGGACCGUAUACGGAAAGAAAUUGAUGAACAGACACAGGAACACUGGUACACAUCAUAUAUUGACUUGUUGCAGCGAUUCAAGUUAUGGAAUGUCUCAAAUGAGGUGAUCAAAUUGAGCACGUGCAGCUCUAUCAACUGUUUUAACCAGGCAUCAACCAGUCUUCAUAUCAACUGCAGCAACUGCAAACGACCAAUGAGCAGCAAAGGCUGGAUCUGUGAUAGAUGCCGCCAGUGUGCUAGCAUGUGUGCUGUGUGCCACCAAGUUGUUAAAGGGCUGUUUGUUUGGUGCCAAGGAUGUAGUCAUGGUGGGCACUUACAACACAUCAUGAAUUGGUUAAGGACUAGUUCACAUUGCCCAGCUGGAUGUGGCCACCUCUGUGAAUAUACCUGAAAAAGUGAUACUGACGGUGUGAUUGGAUUUCAUUGUUCACUGGAUAUGGACAAUACUACAACUUCAAACAAAAUCAUUUUAAAAGAAUGCUUCAGAUACAAAGAAAUGGCUUAAAUUGGGUACAGUGCAAGUCAACUGAUCCACCAUUUAAAAAAGUUAGCUGUGAAAUCUUUGUUAUAGUUUUGUCUCCUUUCACCUGUUCUUUUUGAAGUGGUAUCAGCAAGAAUGAACUUUAAAAAGGGCCUUUGGAAUGUAUCUUAUUGGAUGAAGGCUUGCUUUCCGGUCACUGAUAAUACUGAAAUGUUCCUCAAAGCAACACACUAAUGUAGAAAGCUGCUUUGUAAAAGCAACUGGAACAGAUCCCAUAUUGAUAUGAGUGGGUGUGAAACCAUUUUAUCGUAAGACAACAGGCAAAGCACUCUGUACUUUACAACUAACCACAGGCCCAGUCAUCACGUUUAUCUGCAUACACACAAAUUAACGUAGCUGAAGUUAUAGUCAGGCUCAAGAAAAAUGUUUACAAUCUCAGUAGGUUAAUUUGGGUAGUCAAUAUCACUACCUAUAACUACUGAAGUGGGCCAUUCAGUGCCUUCUGCAUACUGUGUAUCUUGUCCAUAAUACUGCUCUAUCAAGUCUGAAACACUUUGUAAUUUCAUUUAAACAUUUUGGGCAAGGGAACCAGAGCAGGUAGAGAACUUUAGAAUCCCCUCCAAUUCUGUGGGAUUGUCAGCAUUAGGUCCAAUGGAUUAGAAGCUUCAGCAUUGCCUGGAGUGAAGAAUGCCCUGAUCUAGAGUUAGUAGACAUUAUAAAAAAGAUUGGUAAAGAAUGCAUGAAGUUUAGUUAUAAAGCACCCAUGAGCUGUUUUAAAAUUUACAAUUCCCCAGUGUAGGAGCCUCAACAGCAUUCCAGCUAUAUUGCCUCAAUUAAAGUAAUACCCUAGAUAGAUGAGGUCAAUAAGCAAUUUCAGUUCAGCCACAUUCUACCAAUCUUCAAUUGAGACAUUGCUACAUAUAAAACGGACUGCCUCAUUAUUCUGUUUUCCAGGUUAUAUGCUGCCUCCUCAGCAAAUGUCACAUUUCAGUUCACCUACAAUUGCACUAGAAUGCAAUGGAAUUUUAAUAUUUCUUGGCUAUAAUCUCUAGCAAAGAAACAGUCUAGCCUCAUUUAUGUAGGUACUUCAAUGGUUUUCCAUUAGGUUUUAAUUUUGUUGAGAAUACUUAAGAAAACAUUGUUAUAUUCCAUACAUAAAGAAAAUCUCAUGAUCCAUAGCUAGGUGUACAAUUUUUGAUAAAUUAUAAUCAAGACUUUAACACAAAAUGAAAGUUAAAUGAACAUGUUAUUAGAGACUGAAAUUGAGAGGACUGAAGGUUGUCAAAAUUAAUUUAGUCAUCUUAUCUUAUACUUGUAUUAUAAAUAUCUUUGUUAUAUUUCUUAAGAUGAGUACUUUUAAAAAUAUUUAUAACGAGUUUAUUUUACAUUGAAUUCUGAAUCCUGCUAGAACUAUUAGUAUACUCCUUCAAAAGUGCUUUGAAAUAAACCUUGGUUUCAAUAGUUUCUCAUUAUUUAAUUCAUCCUCCAGUCCAGCACAUUAUUUUCCUCAUAUUAUAAUGUAUUUAAUAAUGUCAUC